AUGACAUGCAGGAAGGAAGGAGCCACACUGGCCAUGCCGAAAACGGAAGAACUGGACGUCGCUCUGAGAGAUCUGGUCAAAACGGAAGGAGGCAACAAGCAACACUGGAUCGGUAUGGAGGAGAAAGACAGAACCUGGUAUUGGGUGGACGGGUCGGUGGUCGGUGACAACGGGUACGAGGGAUGGAAUCCAGGCGAGCCAACUUACUACUAUCGGCCGCCGAGAUGUGGACAGUACUGGUCAGGCCCCACUGGAUACCCCAUGUGGGACGACGAGGGUUGCACCCGUAAGAUGAGGGGGUUCAUCUGUCAGCAUCCUCCAUCCUAA
Messenger RNA from Branchiostoma belcheri (Belcher's lancelet), 327 nucleotides. RefSeq names its product C-type lectin BfL-2-like. The record is from RefSeq and is a predicted model, not a curated record. The coding region runs from base 1 to 327 and encodes 108 amino acids. NCBI's taxonomy places the organism in Eukaryota, Metazoa, Chordata, Leptocardii, Amphioxiformes, Branchiostomatidae. The transcript is spliced from 2 exons.